Drosophila arizonae is the source of this 1139-nucleotide messenger RNA. It is a transcript of the gene Tengl1, whose product is annotated as Testis EndoG-Like 1. Gene Ontology annotation, biological process: apoptotic DNA fragmentation. Gene Ontology annotation, cellular component: nucleus; mitochondrial inner membrane. NCBI's taxonomy places the organism in Eukaryota, Metazoa, Arthropoda, Insecta, Diptera, Drosophilidae. Gene Ontology annotation, molecular function: RNA endonuclease activity; nucleic acid binding; metal ion binding. The record is from RefSeq and is a predicted model, not a curated record.
UAGAGAAAUAAUUAAACACGCUUUAGAAUCGAAUCGAAAAUUUUUAGUUUCCUUUUUCAAUUUGUUUUGUAAAUUUCUUAGCCCUGCACUAGUAGCUGGUGGAAAUGUGGACAUGGACAUGCCCUUAAGUGGUAAACUGGCUAUUGUUGCUGCCACAGCCGGUACAUUCUUUGCCUUGGGCGCCUACUAUCAGCACCAGAAUGUGAUCCGUAAUAUUAAGAGAUUGGAACAGCACAAUCCGCAUGCCUAUUUUAUACGGCGCAAACUUUAUGGCCUGCUAGAUAUCUUUGAUGUGAAGGCGUUCAACGAAUAUUGCGAUGUUAUUGCCGAUAGUGAAUCGCACCAGAUGGGCUCCAUUAUGAAGUAUGGAUUCCCCAGCAUGAACGAGAUCAGUCUAAAUGAGACGUUCAAUUUUGUCACCUCGUUCGAUCGUCGUAACUCAGCUAUUCAAUGGAUGUGCGAACGUGUGGAUGUCUCUAGUUAUACAAAUGCUAUUGGCCGGGACUUUCGGGAUCUUGCGGUGCGGCAUCGCUCACGUUCAGUCCCGUCGUCUGGCAUCUUGUAUCAGCAAUCGGAGGCGGCGCGGGUCUUCUUCAUGUCGAACAUCAAACCGUUUCUGAGCCGCGGCUUCAAUGCGACCAUCUGGGAGCGACUGCUGCACUAUGUACACAGCAUGACCGAAAAGUACGGCAUUGUUUUUGUAUAUACCGGAUCCAUCUACCUGCCACGGGAAAUGAACAACAAUUGGUACUUGGAAUUUCAGCCAGAAGACAAUACCAUUGUCGCAAUACCCACGCACUUCUUCAAAAUCAUCAUCAUCGAUCCAAAGGAAGUCAAUAGUACACCGUAUGCGGAGGCCUAUGUGAUGCCCAAUACAACGCUCAAUGAUGACACCGACCUGCAUACGCUGCUCUGCGAUGUGCGAGACAUUGAGAAUGCGACGGGUUUGAAAUUCUUUGAGGGUCUCGAUCGCAACUUUGUCAAUACCCAAGUAGAUGCGCCAAUCGCACGGGACAACUCAUUAAGUCAAUUAAGUGAUACGCCGUUAUGAUUGUUAGUUAUUGGCAGAGGGCGCGGGUCCUAAGUAAUUUGCGGAAACUAUCCAAAUUUAUCAAGUGUUUUCCAUUUUUUCCUCAAUU